Molecule: messenger RNA, 297 nt
Organism: Penicillium chermesinum
Lineage: Eukaryota; Fungi; Ascomycota; Eurotiomycetes; Eurotiales; Aspergillaceae
Exons: 2
Coding region: 1-297 (98 amino acids)
Source: RefSeq, a predicted model, not a curated record
AUGGGUGGUAACUGGUCUGAGCGUCUCCGCCGCCGCGUCAAAGGCGGCGAGGAUCCUGCUUCCGCGCCAAAGCCCGCCCCGAAGCCCGCUCCGCGUCGCAAGCUUCAGAAAAAGAAGCCUGGCCACGUCACAUGGGCGGAGCCUGAAAUCACAGAAUCCUUUGAGGUCACGAAAACACCUCAGGUCCCUGAAUCACCAAGGGCCGAACUCAAGAUCCCGGAAGCACCUCUAGAGGCCACUGAAGAGCCUGAGGUUGCCCGACGAGCCUACGGUCACAGAAACACCUGGGGCGACUGA